AUGUCUACAGUGGAAAAUGCUCACGAGAGCAACAAUCAACAACAACAACAACAACAACAACAACAAGGUAAUAAUGCUGAUAUACCAUUAGUGAACCAUCUAUACCUUGAGAGGAUAUAUCCAAUGCUACCAGUGGAAUCUCAUUUUGAAACUUAUUCAGACGUUGAAAAGGACCAGCUAUAUAUCUCAUGUAGAUCUGUAAUUAUGAAUAUUGCAAUCGCAUCAGAUGUUAAUGGAAUUAUUGAAAAUACAUUAAAUAUAAUAGAUAUAAUUCUAAAAGAUCAUAGAAUCAUUUCCUCAAAGAUUGGUUUAGAAUCUAUCCAUUCAAUUUUAGUAUUAUUAAGAUUAUUAUGUGAUGUAGUAGAAUAUUAUUGGGACCAUUUAGAAUCAAGUACCGUACCAAAGAUGAAAUCUUAUGAAGUUUAUAAAAAUAAACAAAAUAGAAGUUAUAGAAAUGAUAGUGAUAAUAGUAAUAUUUAUAUCGAUGCACAAAAUAAAAUUUUUGCUAACUCUGCAAUUGGUUAUUCCAUAGUGGAACCAGGCUUCCAUGAAACUUCACCUGUAUCAUUGAAAAAUCAUGUAGCAAAUAGAUUAAUGGAAACGUGUUUAAAAUUAAGAUUUCAUGUAAGAAAUUUAAAAGUUAUGAAAAAUAUGUGUGGUCAUUUAUUUUCAACUUCAAAUAAUUCAAUUUAUCAAAAAAUAUUACCGGAAUAUCAAUCAUUUUUGAAGAAAAACACUGAUCAUAAACCAUUAGCAAUGAUAGAUGUUUCAUUAGGUUGUCUAUUAAGAUUUUCUUCUGCAACUAAUCCUGAACAAUAUUUGAAUUUUUUAAAUAAAAACUUAAAGGAACCACUAACAUCAAAUCCAUCAAGUUCUAGUGAUAUGAAAUACGUACAGAAUGUUGAAUUGAUAGGUUAUGCCUAUUUGAAUGAAAAGAUAUUAUCGAGAUAUUUAGAAUUGGUAACAUUCUUAAACAAUAUGAAAAGACCCGUGUUUAGUCAUUUAGUAUUAUAUUUUGCUUCAAGUACAUUACUAUUUUGGAUAAUGGCAAGACCUGCAGAAUAUUUACAAACUUAUCAAAAAUUGAAAAAUUAUAAUCAAACUAAACAAGAUCAAACAAUGAGAGGAUUGAAUAAUUUGAUCAAUAAUUUAUUCGAUGAUGUAUAUUCUUCAUUUAACGUGAAUAAUAUGUUAACAGCAACUCAUAAUUUAUCAUCAAUCCCAUUAGCUAGGGCCUCUGAUACUUCAUAUAACAAUAAUAAUUCUGUCUCUGCAUCUUCGGCUUUGACAUCUGCAUCUUCACCAUCAUCUAGCCGUAACACAUCAAAUCAUAUUCCAAUUGUAUCACCAUCUUCGGCAUCGGCAUCUGCAUCAGUAUCGUCUUCAUCUACAUCCUCCUCGUCCACGUCAUUAAAUACUGUGGAACAAGAUAAAUUACGUAGACCAGAUACUUUGACAAAGAGACGUUCGUCAUCAUCAAAUAGCGGGAAUAUUACCCCUCUAGUAAAACAUGGACAAUCUCCAAUUAUAUCAAACACACCGACAAUUACUGCAUUAUCCUUAUUAAAUUCUCCAAAACAUUCAUCAACUGAUAUUAAUCAAUAUUUUCAAAGUCGGAUUCCAUCAAAUAAUAACAACAACACUAAUAAUUACGAUACUUUUAACACAGGGUCACGGGUGACCCUGAGUAACUUGGCAUCUGUAAAUGAAUCGAGACGUGAUAUUUCAAAUUCCAUUCAUAACUCAAGUAAUCCUAGUAUUAAUAGUUCCUUAAAUGCUGGUGCUAACGAAAGUAUUUAUUCAAGAAGUACAUCAGCAACUGGAAGUGGCAGCGCUUCAUCUUCAAGUUUGGUAAAUGAUAUGUCUCAUAUCCAUGCUUUGAAUACUUUGGAAGACACUAAGGACAUUACACAAACUGACGUUAUUCAUGUAGAAAAUAUUCUGGAUCUAUAUAACCAUUUCAGUGAUAAUGAAUCAUUGCCACAUACUGCUGUUUUAAAUUUUUUGACAACGCUAUUAAUGUUAGAUACUGAAGUAUUUACUGAAAUCAACACACAAUCAUUCAAACAUAUCGAAGAAAUCAAAUCCAAUGAUAAAAGUUCAUCGUCUGUAGAGGAAGAUGAAAGUGUACCACAUAUCGACAGAGAUAGAAAUCUACAUAUGAAACAUUUUACAUCGGGUUUAAGAAGGUUGAAGACUUUACAACUUUCAAGAAAGAAGACAAUCAAGUAUGUCGAUUUAAUAAUCAAGAACAUUACAGAGGCGACAUCUACAUCUGAGCUGGCUCAGUUUGAUUCUAUCAUGUCUAUAAUUUCAUUAUAUUCAUUAAGUGCAUCCGUUGCCAAAUAUAAACCGAAUUUACCUGCAGUACUUUUCUCCAAGAGAAUGACCCAGAUAUUAGCAAUUAAUCUCCAUAUUGGUGAAGGAUGGGAUAAACGAAUUCCAACGAAUAAUAUUUUACAAGAAUGCUUACAAAGAGAUGCUUUCUCUAAUUUCCAAUUACAGGUUACAUAUAUCACAGCUGCCUUACAGCUAGAAAAUGAUAAAUUUAUGAAAUCCUUAAAUAUGCAGAAAUGCUUGAAUACCCAAAAUCUUCAAUUAAUUAAUUUAUACACUGAAAGUUUUAGAGUAUUUUUCAGUUUACCUAUUCCGGAACCAGUAAAAAAGGAUAUUGCUUAUAAGACGUCCUAUUUCUUUAAAUCGUCUUUCCGUCUAGGUUCAGAAGCUACACUAAAAAAUAUUUCUACUUUAGACGACGAUAUUACUGAAAUUGCGACGGCUAUUUUGAAUGGAACAAUCCUUGAUAAACAUGGGAUGAGAAUAAAAAGAAAUUUUUUAAAUGGCAAAGCCAACUACCCUUCAAAUGUGCCUUCAGAUGAAUCGUUGUUACAAGCUUUUGAAAGUGCAGUAGAUAUCGAUGAUGGUGGUAUCGAAAUAAACUGGUCUCCUAAUUCUUUAUAUAGAUCUGCAUCUUCUUCUAUCAAUGCUGUUAAUGAUUCAAGUAGUGCAUUAACCUCUGCGGGCCAGAUUAUUUCCCCAAGAGCAAGACGAGCAACUUUUCAAAGCCCAUUAACCAGAAGUAAAAGUCCAUUGUCAAUGUAUACCGGUGAUAACAUUUCAGAUUCAAAUAAUUUUACAGUUAUAGGUGAUGCAUCAAAAACUCCAUCUAUCUCUUCUCAAUUAAUGACCUCAACAACAUCUACACCGUUACAAAGAAAUAUUAAACCACUGGUUAAACAAACGAUAGGGAGAUUAAGAAGAUAUUCUGAAGAAUCUAAUGGUCCAAACAUGAAAUUACCUACAUCCCAAGUCAAUUUCGCGGCACACAAUGUUGACAUUAAGAAUACCACAAACUUUCUUUAUGGCAAACAGAUCACCAUCAAUAUAUUGAAUACAUUUAAGAGAAUGACAAGUUAUUUUAUCUUACCCCACGAUAAGAAUCCAAAUUUGAAUUGGGUUGCAGAAGAUUUUCACAAUAUUAUUAAACCAGUCUUUGUUUCUGUUUUGGAAGCAGAUGAAGCUCUUCAUUCCACUGCACAAUUGUUUAUGAAUGUUUUGCUGGAAUAUAUCAACGAAUAUGGAUCAAACAAAUCUGCUAUGACAAUCAAGGGCUAUCUAUUGAUUUGUAGUCAUACAGCAAGUUUAUUUGCAAUUGAAUUGUUAAAUCUAAAUCUGUCUAAUAAACAGCGUACCAUUUUACUAGAUAUAUUAAUCAAAUAUUUGAAACUUCGUUCAUCACUAAUGAAAUCAUCUCAGGCUGCCGGGGUAGAAACUGCUGCCAUCGAAGUUCAACUAUCUACAUUUCCACUUCUACAUGGUACUGUUGGAAGAGCAUUGUUCAUCUCCUUCUAUUGCAAUGACCCGAAGGUUCAGAAAUUAAUUAUUGCAGGUAAUAUAGAAUACCAUAAAUUGAUUGAAAGCUAUAAAGAACAUUGUCCGAAUGCCCUCGAUAAUGAAUGCACACUCUCCGCUUAUAUUUUGAAAGACAACGCCUUUGCAACCUCAGGUGCUACUGCUUUCCAGAGACGUACAAGAAACGCCAUUCUAAUGCUGAGAGGUAAACCUGAUGCCAUCAUUGUAGAUUGUGUUGACAAAAUGUUUAGAAAGUGGUAUCAUUAUACAAAAUCUGACAAAAGGACAAAUAGAAAGAAAUUAUGGGAAUUUAGAAACCUUGCAGGUAUUCUAUCAGCUGUAUCUGGUAUAUUCCUACGUACAAACAGCGGUAAUUCUAUAUCUGCAACUGUACCUGACGAACUAGACUCAUCAUAUAUCAAUUACGAUGAAGUAGUGGCCACUUUGAGAAAUGAUUUUAGUUAUUUUAUUAGCAAGCAAUGUGAAUGGCUGAACAAUGUAGAUCUUUUAACUAGAGAAAAUGCAAGAGAUAUUAUUAGUUUAGAGCUACAUCCAUAUUCUCUAAAUGUUUUAUUUAAUCACUUGAGAAAUCAUAUCAAUCAAAUCAUGAAUGUCGAUCUGUGUGCUAAACAAAAUGAAAUGUCGUUCGUCUUAUUAGAACAAAUUAUUAUAAUCAUCAGAACUAUAUUGAGAAGAGGAGAUAUUGGAGACAUCAUGAUUGUUUAUUCCACUAAUAUCAUUGAUGUCAUUGAUAGACUGAUUAUGGUGGUAAAAAAUAUGGAUCCUGAAGCUCCAAAAUACUACAAAUCAGUAAUCCAUAUGUCGAAAAUGUUUAAAGCAAUUCAAACAUCUGAAAAGGCACUGGCUAUCAAACACCACUAUUGUUUAAAAAAUAAAUGGCUAAAAUUGGUGAUAUCAUGGUUCCGUAUGUCAAUUCACAAAGAAUAUGAUUUGGAAAACCUUGCUAGACCUCAUAGAGAAAUGAAUUUAGAAACUAGAGAUAUAGACUAUCUAUACAUCGACACUGCGAUUGAAUCAUCCAAAGCUAUUGCCUACUUAACAGAAAAUCUCCCUCUAGAGGUCUUUUGGUCGGGGUCUGUUGAUGAAGUGAGUAGAUCCAAAGUGGUCUUUUUUGGCAAAUACUUUAAUGUUCUCUUAAAAGGGCUAAAAAAAAGUAUGGACCUACAAGAUUGUCCUGUUACCGUGAAACAUAAAAUGACACUUCUAAAUGAAAAUGUUAUUUUAGCUUUAACUAAUAUAUCGAAAGCGAAUACCGAAGUUAGUGUACAGUUUACUCUUCCAAUGGGUUAUUCGUAUAAUAAAAAUAUUAAGAUUGCAUUUUUAAAUGUGUUCACAAAUAUCUUAUCCAGAUAUCCAAUUGAUAAUCGGAAACUCGAGGAAGAACGUUUGCAUACUAUAGACACGAUACUUUUAUACACAAUUCACCAUUCCGAAUUGGCAGUCUAUAGUGCCAGAGCUUGUCCCGUAAAUGACAUUGACCAAUAUACGGCUGUUCUAGUAAAUGCUUUUGAAACUAGGAAUGCUUCCCAUAUAAUAAUUUCUGAAUUAAUUAAGGAUGAAAUUAAAAAUGCUGUAAGACCAUCCGACAUUUUGAGAAGAAAUAGUUGUGCAACUAGAUCAUUGGCAUUGCUUGCGAAAGAUAAAGGCUAUCAUUAUUUAAUAAAUACACUCAGAAUGACUUUGCAAAGUAUCAUGGAUGAAAAUAAACCAGUUGAAAUUGAAAAAAUCAAUCCGGAUGACCCAGAGGCAGCUGAGAAGAUUGAUAUUUUUGUACGCUAUUUUUCCGCCAUUACUAAUGCCAUUGUUAACUCCGUUGAUGACAUCCCAAAGGAAUUUUUCUUUAUUUCACAAUCUAUUUAUGUUGAAGCUCAAAAGAGAUUCCCUGGCUACGGUCUGGUUGCUGUUGGCUCGUUUAUAUUCUUAAGAUUAAUCUGUCCCGCAAUAGUCAGUCCCGAAACAGAAAAUAUAAUAGGUGUUCCUUCGGUCCACCAAAAGAGGUUAUUAUUAUCGUUGGCUAAAGGUAUACAAGGACUCGCAAACAAAUCAGAUUAUCUAAUUAAAUGGCCCAUCCUUAAAUCCAAAAUUGAAUUCUUUGAAGAAUGCAGCACAAAAGUGUUUUGCUUUUUAGAAGACAUUUGUGAUCCAGAACGUGAGGUUAAUAUUAAAGUGAGACUAGACGGUGAUGCAAUACCGUUUGACUAUGGAUUUUUUCAUCAGUACAUAUACAGAGACGGAAUAAGUGUUAGGAAGAGUAUCCUAUCUAACAUUAAACUAACUGAAAAUAUUCCAUUCUUAUCAAAAACAUUAUUAAUGUUCGAUGAAGCAUUAGGUCGUUUAGGAGAGCCAAAAUUCGAAUAUAAAAAUGAAAUCCCAGAAAAUAUUAAGGAACUUGGUCCCGAAUACCCGAAACUGUAUGAAUUUAUGAGUAGAUUUGCCUUUAAAAAGUACAAACAAAUUGGUUCAGACAAGACAUUUGUUAGAGAAUUACUUUCUUCAGACGGUGUACCCAUUCUAACUGUUUCCAUGGCAAAAUUACUGGAAUUUGGUGUAGAACUCGAAACCGUGAUUUUUAAGUUAAUACAAUUGUACACAAGAAUAUGGUCUUCUAAACAUUACUUACUAUUUGAUUGCACCCAAUAUGAAGAAGCAUCUUUUGAUUUUACAAAAUUUGUUAUUAUUAUGAAUAAUAUUUUCCCAGCGUUCGUUCCAGAAAACUGUGCCUGCGUUUACAUCAUUAAUGUUAAUGAUGAUUUCCUAAAACAAUGGGAACAAAUAUUUGACCAAAAUAAUAUAUAUCUAGGUCAUAAAGUUCCCCAUAAAUUUAUCAACACCAAUUCAGACGGUGACUUAAUUAAAUAUUUGAAGAUUGACUGUGAAGGUUUACAAGUCAUGUAUGAUGUACGUAUAUCGUUACACGAUAUUAUGAUGUACGAUGAGAACAAUAACCGUUUAUCCCCAGUCUUGAUGAAAUUAGGUAAUCAAUAUUUCCAAAUUCUACACGAGACACCUAAAAAAUUUAAAUUAGUUCAACUAGACGAAAUAGUUGAUGUGAAAAUAAAUAACGUUUUUAAAGUUGCCGACGUCGUAUCAACAGAAAUAUCCAGCAUUACAGGAGUUGCGGGCGAAUUUGCAAUCAACCUGACUAGUGGUAAGAAACUGAUAUUCUGUAGUACAAAGUUUCUCGAAAUCAUGAAAAUGUUUGAAUAUGCUAAGUCCAGAGAAGAAUCCGAAUAUACGCCAGAUGAAACUAUUGUUACCCCAAGCGAUGUUCAAAAUAUUGCACAACAUUUAGAGGAAAGAAAUGAUAUGAUAGGGCAUUUGUUACUGGUUACCAUAGUAGGGUUAUUCACACCUGAUGAUGUUGUUAAGUCUCAUUCAUACAACUUGCUAGCCGCAGCUGAAAGGGCCUUCAAAUUAAAUUUGGGAUCACACUUUCAUAAAACUCCGGAAGUGUAUAUUCCAUCUAAUGCUACAAUUUUCCUAUCAAAUAUGGCCAAGUCCCUUGCAACAUAUCAUCCAGAAAUAACAAAUUAUAGUUGGAAAUAUAUUUUAGAAGGUAUAGAAAAUGAUUACAUUCCAAAGAAAUACGUCCCGCAGGUUAUUAGUUUCCUUUCGUACUGGGUUGACAACCUAUAUGGGUAUGUUUACCUGGAGGAUGAUGAAAAUGGAGAUGAAAAUACAUCAAAAAUCAUUCGGUCAUUAAUUCAAUUAUCCCUUUCAGAGCCUGCAUUUACGUCUUUAUAUCUUAACGAAAUCUGGUUUCCUCUAAUUACAGAUGGGAGACUGGCAAAACUAAUUGUUACUGAAAUAAUGAAUCAUUGUCUUGAAAGGGAUUCUGAAAAUAAGGAUUGGACUAGAAUAACAGAUUUGCUGACCGGGUUCCCAACAGUAGGACUCGCAACUGAAGUAAUUGAAAGACUUAUAGAUAAUGUGAGAUACGCCCUCCCUUCUCUGAGAUUUGAUACAACCAAUCAAAGUUGGGCAGAGCUGAAAAUAUUGGUACAUAUUAGUGCAUUUUUAUUUUUUGAAUCGACCUUACUGGUUCAAAUGUUUUUACCAGAGGUUCUCUUUGUUAUCUCAAUAUUGAUAGAUAUAGGUCCUAUUGAGUUGCGUACAUUGAUAUUUGAGCUAUUGAUGAACGUUUGUAAUUCGUUAUCCACCAAUUCCAUACUACCUAGUGAAAAGAAAGAACAACUUGAUGACAUAACAAGCGACUUUGCAACGUAUAAAUCAAAAUAUAUCGUUGGAUUUAGUCAAUACAAAGGUGAUAUACUUCCAACAUUUACAACUGGCUCAUUUUCUAUUAAAUUUAAUAUUCUGGAUAGCUUCGUGACUAAAAUUCUCCUUUUAAUGGAUAGCCCUGCUUCUUACGAAACUUACAAAUGGCGUUCAAAAUACAAAAAAUACAUGAGUGAACUGGUUUUCACGCCUAAUCCAUUCUUAUCUGCUCGUGCUAUGAUGAUUUUAGGUAUAGCCGGUAAAACAUACACAUCCACUAAACUAUUGAAUAAUUUACUUAUUAGAACAAUGCACGUUAUUGCCGACCCUGUUGUUAGUUCAGAUAAUGUCUUUGUGAUCCUUUCUCACGCUUUUGCAUACAGUAAGAUUGUACAGGGUUUAGAACCCUCUUUCCCUUUGUUGAUGAAAUUAUUUUGGCUUUCGAUGUGUUUGAUCUAUAUUGACCAUCCGUCAAUAUUUGAAAGUGGACUUAUUUUUAUGUCCAACUGUGCUUCGAGAUUAUACGAAUAUCAUUUUGCUAACGGUUCAGAAAUGAAGACCUUAGUGAAGGAACUACUUGACGCAAGAGAAUUUGCAGAGCCAUUUCUUUGCCAAGUAGAAGAAGUCUACAAUGUGACGUGGUCUGAGGAUAACUUUGUAUCUAUCAUCGUUUCAUUUAUCUCUAGGGGUUUAUCGAUUCCAUCAAUUCGUGCAAAUGCAACCGAAUGUUUAAUUGGUCUAUUUAAGAAUGCCUACCACGAGUACCAAUUAUUUUCGGAUGCAGUCCAAUUUAAAUCUUAUAUGUUUUUAUUGUUUUUGACAGUUGAUGCUGAUCAAUUCGGGAAUAUACUAAAUUCUGUUGGUUACGAUGGUGAUAUGGUUGUGAUGAACGAGCAGUGUAAGAUUCCUACAAUAAUUGAAGAAUGGUUGUGUUCAGACAUGUCCCAAUCCAACGAUGCUUUAUAUCAGGGUGCUAUGAUUUUUAAGAAUAAGAAUGUGGAUGAACCUACCAAAUUUAAAUUUCUACUAGUGAUGCAAUUGUUGUUAGAUAGAGAGCCUAUCUGUUUAUUCAGAUUUUACGGAGCUGUUAAUACCGAAAUGAGAAGGAUUACGUCUUUAGAACACAAUCCAAAAUGGAUUCCAAUUAUCUUUCACAUCAUGGGAGAAGUGGUGAGAUAUUCCCAAUUUCACGACUUUAACCAAUGCAAUGUGACAUCUAUGAAUAGAAUAAGGGAUACAGGUUUAGAUAUUAUCUUACGUUCCCAAUUUGUAGAGAGAGGUCAAGAUGAACUAAAAGAAAAAUUCGUUUUUGAUUUAGAUUAUAUCCUUAUUUCGAAGAGAGCUACUACAAAACUUAUCGCUCGUUUGGCUUGUCCAACUUAA
This is a messenger RNA of Maudiozyma saulgeensis, 9474 nucleotides long. NCBI's taxonomy places the organism in Eukaryota, Fungi, Ascomycota, Saccharomycetes, Saccharomycetales, Saccharomycetaceae. The record is from the annotation of a GenBank genome assembly.